AUGCAGUGUUCAAAAUUUUAUUUGUUCGACUCUGGUAAUGAUAGUCCACAAGACUCUGCUUCUGAGUCUGAAAGGAAUUCUGGGUCAGCAUCUGAAAAUGAAUCAAAAAGUAGUGCCGGUUCGUCUAAAUCUGGGUCUGGAUCGAGAUCGGACAGUUGUUCGCAGUCAUCAAAAUCAGGUUCAGGUAGUGGCAGUGGGUCAGAAUCGGAGAAAUCUGGCUCUGAAAAAGAUUUUAGUUGCGAGAAGGUUACCAUCAAGAAGGAAGAAGCCAGUGACAUUAAGCAGGUAACGAAGAGAAGCUCAAGAUCGAGAAACAGCUCAGAGUGCUGGGAAGACAAUCCAGAUGUAUAUGGAAUAAGAAGAUCAGGGCGUUUCCGAAAGGAACCUGAGAGAUUAAAUGCAGCUGAAAGUGAUUCCAGUGACAAGGGGAAGAAAAAGUCUACAGUUAAACGGUCUUCAAAGAACUCCAAUACGUGGAAUUCUGAUACCUCAGAGUCUGAAGAUGAAGGCGUGCCACCUCCUAGGAGCAAACCACCUUCAAGGAAGGGAAAGACAAGACCCGUGCGUCAUAAACCUGAAGGAAAGAAGUCUUCACGUAGGAAAUACAGUGAGACUUCGGAUGAAUCAAGUUUUAAUACAGAUGAAGAUGCUGAGAACCAAAGGCAUACCAACAGAAGAGCAGCGACUGGUGUAAGCUACAAAGAAGAAACCGAAGAUGAGAAAACAGAUUCAGAAGAUCUAGUUGAAGUUGACUGGACAGAGCCUGCUGUUCCAGCAGAACCUGACAACGCUGAAACUAUUGAAAAAGUGUUGGCGUGGAGGAGAGGUAAAAAGGGAGUUACUGGCAAUAUGACGACUGUAUAUGCUGUGGAAGAGAAUGGUGACCCCAACAAAGACUUUGAUCCUACUGAUUUGGAGAAUAGUGAAUUACAGUACUUGAUAAAAUGGAAAGGUUGGUCGCAUAUUCAUAACACAUGGGAAUCAGAAGAAUCAUUAAAAAGUCAAAAGGUGAAAGGAAUAAAAAAGCUAGAGAACUAUAUUAAACGUGAAGAAGAAUUGUCAAUAUGGAAAGAGCAUGCAACCCCUGAGGAUAUUGAAUACUUUGAUUGCCAAAUGGAACUUAUGAGUGAACUUCUGAAAAGUUAUAAUAAUGUGGAGAGGAUUAUAGCUGAGUUUCAGAAGCCAGAAGGAACACACCCAGAUUAUUUCAUAAAAUGGGAGAGUUUGCCUUAUUCAGAGGCUACUUGGGAAGAUGGGGCUCUUAUUUCGAAAAAGUGGCCCAAGAAAAUCAAAGAAUUCAGAGAACGUGAGGAAUCUAAAAGAACGCCAUCAAAACAUUGUCGAGUGCUGAAACAUCGGCCCAAGUUUGUUCAAGUCAAAACUCAGCCUGAAUACAUGGGUGGUGAUCAGCUGUUGGUUUUGAGAGAUUACCAACUGGACGGUCUCAACUGGUUGAUACAUUCCUGGUGCAAAGAGAACUCUGUGAUAUUGGCUGAUGAAAUGGGCCUGGGAAAAACAAUACAGACAAUUUGCCUUCUUUACUACCUCUUCCAUACUCACCAGCUUUAUGGACCUUUUUUGCUGGUAGUCCCUCUGUCAACCAUGACAUCAUGGCAACGAGAAUUUUCUCAGUGGGCUCCAGAAAUGAAUGUAGUAACAUACUUAGGAGAUAUAUCCUCACGUGAUAUAAUACGCCAGUACGAAUGGUGCUAUGCCAGUUCUAAGCGUCUCAAGUUUAAUGCAAUCCUAACCACGUAUGAAAUAGUUUUGAAAGACAAAGUAUUUCUGGGAAGCGUAAGUUGGGCUGCUUUACUCGUAGAUGAGGCCCAUAGACUGAAGAAUGAUGAUUCACUGCUUUAUAAAGCCCUUAUGGAGUUUGAUACAAAUCAUCGUCUGCUUAUAACAGGGACACCUCUUCAGAAUAGCUUGAAAGAGCUGUGGAGUCUUCUGCAUUUCAUCAUGCCUAACAAGUUUGAUUGUUGGGAAGACUUUGAGAAGGAGCAUGACAAUGCCGCACAGAAAGGUUACUCGAAACUACACAAACAAUUAGAACCUUUCAUAAUACGCAGAGUGAAGAAAGAUGUUGAGAAGUCUCUCCCAGCAAAGGUUGAGCAAAUUUUACGAGUGGAGAUGACUUCACUCCAGAAACAGUAUUAUAAGUGGAUUUUAACAAAGAACUACAAUGCACUCAGGAAAGGUGUAAAGGGUUCCUCAUCAACAUUUCUUAAUAUAGUUAUAGAACUAAAGAAAUGUUGUAAUCAUGCAUUUCUCAUAAAGCCAUUGGAUUAUGAGCAGAAACCUCCUCCCACAGACUAUUUACAGGACCUAAUCCGUGGUUCAGGGAAGCUAGUGCUACUGGAUAAAUUGUUGAUUCGCCUGAAAGAGACAGGUCAUCGUGUUCUGAUAUUCUCUCAAAUGGUGCGGAUGCUGGACAUUUUGGGAGAGUACCUGCAGCUGAGGCACUUCCCCUUCCAAAGACUAGAUGGGAGUAUUAAAGGAGAAUUGAGAAAACAAGCUCUGGACCACUUUAAUGCUGAUGGAUCACAGGAUUUCUGUUUCUUGCUGUCAACCAGAGCAGGUGGUCUGGGUAUUAAUUUGGCAACUGCAGAUACUGUAAUUAUUUUUGAUUCUGACUGGAAUCCUCAGAAUGAUCUGCAGGCACAAGCACGUGCUCAUAGAAUUGGACAGAAAAAUCAGGUUAAUAUAUACCGAUUAGUAACACGAAGCUCAGUGGAGGAGGAAAUUGUUGAACGUGCAAAGCAAAAAAUGGUUUUGGACCACCUCGUAAUUCAGCGGAUGGAUACAACUGGGCGAACCGUUUUGGAUAAAAAAAGUUCCUCAUCUACGACUCCAUUCAAUAAAGAAGAGCUUACAGCAAUACUCAAAUUUGGAGCUGAGGAAUUAUUCAAAGAUGAAGAAGAUGGUGAUGAAGAGCCUACUUGUGAUAUAGAUGAAAUAUUGAGAAGGGCAGAAACACGUGACGAUGCUCCAGCUACUGUAGGAGAUGAGCUUUUAUCUGCUUUCAAAGUUGCAAGCUUUGCAGCAUUUGAGGAAGACAAGGACAUAGCUGUAACAGAACAUGAACCUGAUGAUGAAAGCAAAGAUUGGGACGAAAUCAUACCUGAAACUAUCAGAAAGAAGGUGGAAGAAGAAGAACGUCAGAAAGAAAUGGAUGACCUGUAUUUACCUCCGAGGAGCCGGAAGACACUGCAACAGAUAAACCAGUCAGAAAGUGAGGGUGAAGGCAGUGGACGUGGGAGGAAAAGACGUAAGAAAGGAGAAGAAUCUGACUCAUCAGAAGGAGGUAGUGAUGACGAAAGACCAAGAAAGAGAGGCAGGCCUCCUCUCUUUCCUCGGGAGAGCAUCAAGGGCUUCACAGAUGCAGAGAUAAGGCGCUUUGUCAAGAGUUACAAGAGAUUUGCAGCACCCCUGAAACGCUUGGAAGCUGUGGCUUGUGAUGCAGAACUUCAAGAAAAACCUCUUGCUGAACUUCGAAAGUUGGGUGAGCUGCUUAAAGAGCGUUGUGUGACAGCCCUGAAAGAACAGACAGCAUCUAAAGAAAAUGAUGUGAACAAUGAAGAUAGUAAUCUCUCAGGUCCUAUCCAGAAACGAAGAGGGAGAGGUCCUUCAUUUAAACUUGGAGGUGUAUCUGUUAAUGCAAAAAGUGUUAUGUCUUGCGAGAAAGAGCUUGAGCCAUUGGAUGAAGUGUUGCCUGCAGAUCCUUCGGAAAGGAAGAAAUGGGUGUUGGCUGCAAGAGUGAAACCAGCUAAUUAUGACGUACCUUGGGACAUAGAGGAUGAUUCAAAAUUGUUGCAAGGUGUCUAUCAGUAUGGUAUGGGAUCAUGGGAAGCAAUAAAAAUGGAUCCUUCAUUGGGCAUUGGGGAUAAAAUCCUUGCAAAUGAAGACAAGAAGCCUCAAGCCAAACAUUUACAGCAAAGAGCUGAUUACUUGCUUCGCAUCUUGCAGAAGCAGCUGGAUAAUUCAUGCGUUACAAAACCCAGAAGACAGAAGAAACCUCGUGAAACUAAACCUGCUCUGACAAAGGAAAUAAUUGAGGAUGACCCGAGCUCAAAUGAUGAAAAUACGAACCUGUCAGCAAAUAAUCUCUCAGCCGUUCCCAAGAAAGUUUCGAAAAAAACUCCAGAUAAAGUUGUCAAACCAAAAUCGGAGAACCAUGAAGUAAGGAGUGAGGAAGAAGAAAAAGAGAAAGAAGAAACUCCAAAAGAGGAGAAAAAGGAUGUAAAAAAGAAGAGAGAGAAAAAGCAAGUCAAGAAGAACAAGAAAGAAACUGGUCCAAUGCAUUUUACCGCAAACAGUGAGCCCAGAGCUCUGGACGUGAUAGGCGAUUUAGACCCUGCAAUAUUUAAUGAGUGUAAGGAAAAAAUGAGGCCUGUAAAGAAAGCACUCAAAGCUUUAGAUAAUCCUGACACUUCAUUACCAGAACAAGAGCAGUUGAAUCAUACAAGACAGUGCCUUUUACAAAUAGGUGAUCAAAUAAAUCGUUGCCUGUCAGAGUAUAAAGAACCAGAUAAAAUUAAGGAAUGGAGAAGCAAUUUGUGGUACUUUGUUUCAAAAUUCACUGAAUUUGAUGCAAAGAAACUAUUCAAGCUAUAUAAACAUGCAGUUAAAAAGAGUGAAGAUAAGAAGGGGGCAGACAAGAAAAUUAAAACUGAAAAAGGAGAAAAAGAAGAGGCACGUACUACACCAGAGAAAGACAACUCACAAGUCCGUGGAAACAACAAGCGGCGAAUGGAUGAUGAAAAAGAACAAGAGAAAGAUGGAAUGCAUUCUGGUAGUCCUGCUAAGAGACCAUAUGCUCCUAGUGAAUCUAGCUCAGCACGUGGUCUUGACAAAGAAGAACGUGGUCGGGAAAAGGAACGGAGUAAGAAAAGUGGAGAACAGCGCGACGAUCGAAAUAGGACACAGUCGCGUGAACACGACAGAGACCGGAAUAAAGAAGCCCGCGUGCGCAAAGACAGUGGGGGCAGCCUUCCCCCUGGUUCAAGCUCAACAGCAUAUGCACGUCCGAGAGAUCCCAAUGGGCGGUCACCCCAACGUACAGUCAGCAACAGUACCAGUGGACAAGCCGCUCCUUACGGUAGCAGGCAUGAGUUUGCUGGAGGUGGAGAUGGCCGUCCAGUAUCCAGCCCCCAUGGCAGGGGGCACAUACCAAUGGAUGGUAGUGGAGACCGCUGGGCUGGCUCACAGCAACCAAGAGACAGAUUUGGUGAACACAAGCGUGAUAGGUAUGACAGCUACCAGCGUCCACCCGGGUCUGGGGGCUCUUACCACAGAGAAAGGGAUCGAAAUCAUCGAAUGGAUAAAAGAAGAUUCCAUGCAGCAGGACCAUCAAACUAUGGCAAUCACUAUAUUCCCCCUCCUUCAUCAUUUUCUGGAGGCCCUGGCUAUCCUCCCAGUGAAAUUCCUCCAUCACAUUAUGCCAGGGAAAGGUUUGGACCAAUGGGUGUUGCUGGCCCUGGCUGCGGUUUUCCCCCUGACUGGAGGGGGGGAAAGGAAAGGGAUUACCGAAGAGAUUACGAGAGAGAUUACGAUCGGAGACCGCCCCCUCCCAAUUCGUAGUGAAGUGCAAUGUCGUGUGUAAAAUAUGAGCAACUGUAAAUAUUUGUAUAUUGUUUGUAAAAUAGACGAGAAGUGAACUAUCGAAAUGGGCAAGUGCCGUGUACGACUGUGAAUAGUAAUCGUGAAUUUUUAUUUUCGUCAGUGUGACAUUCAUCAGUUUUUAUGGACUGCUAAACUGUGUUUACAUUGAAAAAUAGUAAUAUAUACUGCGUGUACAUAUACUUAAUUUGUAUUUGACAGCAAAACAAAGUGUGAUUAUAAAGCUCCAAAUAUAAUUUUUUAGAUUGCGCGCAUGACAUUUCCUUCCAAAGACUGUAUACAGGCUCCUUUGUCAAGAAAUGUUUUUCAAGAUUUUUAGUGUCAAACUUAAGUGAGUCAGUGAUGAUGUGUUUUGUUACCUGGAAGAGUGUGUGUGAUUUUUUUCUCUUUUUUUCUCUUUCCUUAACUCCAUCAUAGUGAACAUAAGUACAUAAAAAACUGAGAAUUAAAAAGGUUUCCAAAUGUACUGGAAGCAAUGAAGCCAUUUCCAUUAGUCAAAAAACUCUAAAUGGAAAGGUAUAAGCACUAUGGUUUCCAAGGCACAGAGUUGGUUUAUGAAUAUUGGGGCAGGAGCUUGAAAAUCAGUUCAGGGCAGUUACCAUUAUACAGUCUAAAGAUGCUUAGUUAUUGUGAAACAAAUACAAUUUCCUAAAACAGUCAAAUAAAGAAAUUAAAAACUGGAAUGCCUUAUUCUGAAAUAUGAAAUUUAGUUGCCACCAGUUUUUCAACAUAGUUCAUUUAGUCCCCACCAAUUUUUCAACAUAAUUCCUUGCAGGCUUCAUUUUAAUGUUUAAUUUUUAAUAAUAUCAAUUUUCUUAUUAUUCUUGAAAAAAAUUCUAUUCUUUUUUCAUUCAUUGGCAUGUCGGUACCCUAAUAUAUAACAAGACAUGAAAUUAACCAAAGUGGUAGUAGAAUGAAGUCUAUUUAUUAUAUUGUCCUAAAAGAGGUGAGGCUAUGCAGUGCUUUCAUAAUUCAGUUGACUUUUGUCUAGAGAUGUGUUAAGCUAAUUUUUAUUCUUUUUGCUGCAUAUGUAAUUCUUGACAGUUGUUCAACUGAUUACGUUUGCUACAGAUCUGAUGUACCUGUAUAAUAGCUUCUAGCAGAAACUGCGGUUUAAUUUUGAAUUUAAUGCCCAAAAAUUGAAAUCAUAUUUACUUAGUGUUUUGUUUCUGCUCUGAAUUAUUAGUGUUGGUUUUAAUGAUCUCAUGUAUUUCAUUGUUUGUGACAAGGUAAGAGUAACUGUUAUCAGAUGAAACUUUAAAUUUAGAGUUGUUUUCCUGUAUAUUCCAAUAGUGCUCAAUGUGUCUCUAGGGUGGGUGGGGAGAGAUCACCUGCAUUAUCAUAACUACUUUGUAAUUAAAUGGUAAGACUGUAACACACUGUGCCUGAUAACCAAUUAGUGCUUAAAGUGACAUUCCAUAAGCUUUUUGUGUUGUGAACUCUGUGAUACAAAUCCAUUGUAGUUUCAGUUGUGCUGUUGUUAUCUAUGAUGUGAUUAUGAUUUUGAUUUUUCUUGCUAUUUGCUUGAUAGAAAAUCAAGAUGUUGAAUAAAUUUCCUGCUUGACUUUCCAAGAAAUAAUUAUUUAUAAUUUUCUGUCAGUAUUUGUUGGUUUGUUCACUUAGCACAGCGGCAAAGAUCUGUUGUCGUAUAAUUUUAUGUAUGCAUUAUAUCUGAAAACUUUGCUACAUGUAAUUAGCAAUAAAAGUUCCACAAGAUGAAUAAUAA
Messenger RNA from Schistocerca americana (American grasshopper), 7345 nucleotides. RefSeq names its product chromodomain-helicase-DNA-binding protein 1 (gene Chd1). Gene Ontology annotation, biological process: regulation of transcription by RNA polymerase II; nucleosome organization. The record is from RefSeq and is a predicted model, not a curated record. The coding region runs from base 1 to 5580 and encodes 1859 amino acids. Gene Ontology annotation, cellular component: chromatin; nucleus. The transcript has 30 exons. NCBI's taxonomy places the organism in Eukaryota, Metazoa, Arthropoda, Insecta, Orthoptera, Acrididae. Gene Ontology annotation, molecular function: ATP binding; ATP hydrolysis activity; histone binding.